Misgurnus anguillicaudatus (oriental weatherfish) is the source of this 5296-nucleotide messenger RNA. Lineage: Eukaryota; Metazoa; Chordata; Actinopteri; Cypriniformes; Cobitidae. The record is from RefSeq and is a predicted model, not a curated record.
AUAGGUCAGAUCCCCGCCCGUGUUGCCUAAUAACGACAGCCACUGUGAUGGGAGGGAGACGAGGGAUAAAUUGAAAAUGAGCAUGUGAUGGUUCACUUUCAGUGCGAGACAAACAGACAUGAUGUAUUUGUGGCUACUGACUGCUGUGGUGGUCUUCUCACCCCUCCAAACACACGGUCUGCCCCUUUACAUUCUCUCAUCUCCGAACCUGUUACGAGUGGGAUCCCCAGAGAAAGUGUUUGUGGAGGCGCAGGACUAUACUGGAGCGAGUCUGAACGUUAAGAUAUCAUUGAUUAGUUCUCAAAGCGACAGACGUGAACUAACCAGCACAACAAUUUUCCUGACAGCUGCCAGAAACUACCAGGAGCUGGUGGAAAUAACGGUGCCUGGUAACGCGUACACCUUUCAGAAGGGACUUGAGCAGUAUGUUGUCCUUCAAGCUCAGUUUCCACAGAAGCUGCUGGAGAAGAAGGUCCUGUUGACCUUCCAGUCAGGACACAUAUUUUUACAGACUGAUAAAACCAUCUACACCCCAAACAGCAUGGUGUAUUACAGGGUUUUCUCACUCAGACCAGGAAUGACGCAGGUUUUUGAAAGCGGAGUCCGUGUGGAGAUCUUGACACCUGACGGCAUCAGUCUUGAGAGUAAAUCUGUCAAUCCUAAUGGUGGGAUGACUUCAGGAACCUUCAGCCUCACUGAUCCAGCAAGUCAAGGGAUGUGGAGUCUUGUGGCCUGGCACCAGAACAGUCCGCAGCUAAACUUCACCACCAAGUUUGAGGUCAAAGAGUAUGUCCUGCCCAGCUUUGAGGUUUCCCUGAAACCACAGAAAGCCUACUUCUACGUGAAAGAUGAAAGUCUGACAGUCGAUAUCGAAGCCAAGUAUUUGUUUGGGGAGAAAGUCAAUGGUUAUGGGUUUGUUGUGUUUGGUUUGAUAACCAACGAUAAAGGAAAGAUCAGUAUUCCAGGAUCCUUGCAGAGAGUGCCGAUUUGGGAUGGAAGUGGAAAAGCGGAGCUGAAGAGGAAACACAUCUUGGGGACCUUCCCAACUAUAAAUCAGGUUGUCGGCCAGUCACUGUAUAUCGCCGUCAGUGUUUUAACCGAGACUGGCAGUGAAAUGGUAGAAGCGCAGAAAGGAGGCAUUCAGAUUGUGACAUCACCAUACACCAUCCACUUCAAGAGGACACCUCAGUUCUUCAAACCUGGGAUGCCUUUUGAUGUCUCGGUUUAUGUUACAAAUCCUGAUGAGACGCCUGCUGUGAAUGUGGAUAUAGAGGUUAACCCUGGAGGGGUCAGAAGUCAAACGAAAUCCAAUGGCAUUGCAAAGGUCACCAUCAACACUCUUGGAAGAUCUUCCAGCCUGGAUAUCACCAUAAAGACCAGAGAUCCACAGUUGCAAAGUGAGCAACAGGCGGUGAAGACGAUGACAGCUCAGGCAUACGUGUCAGGCGCCUCCAACAACUAUCUGCACAUUGGUAUUGAUGGCGCAGAGUUUCAGAUUGGCGACCAGAUGAAGGUCAAUCUGAACACGUUAAAAAGUCCCGGAGUUGGGGAUCAAGAUUACACAUACAUGAUCCUAAGUAAAGGGCAGAUUGUGACGUCGGGCAGGUUUAAGAGAAGAGGACAAUCUCUAGUGACUCUGUCUCUACCUGUAACUAAAGACAUGGUGCCGUCUUUUCGCUUUGUGGCUUAUUAUCAUGUGGGAUCAAAUGAGGUGGUGUCUGAUUCAGUCUGGGUUGAUGUGAAGGACACGUGCAUGGGAUCGCUUAAAGUGGAAGUUCGUGAUGCGGUGAAUGUCUACGCACCCGGUGAAAGGUUCAGCCUGGUGUUAAAAGGAGACCCUGGGGCCAAGGUUGGGCUGGUGGCCGUGGAUAAAGGCGUCUAUGUCCUCAACAACAAGAAUAGACUCACUCAGUCAAAGAUCUGGGACGUCGUCGAGAAACAUGACACCGGUUGCACGGCAGGAAGUGGAAAAGGGAGCAUGCAGGUUUUCAGUGACGCCGGCCUGGUGUUUGAGUCCAGCACCGCUGGAGGAACCAGCAUCCGAAAUUAUCCUGAAUGUCCUUCUCCAUCACUGAGAAAAAAACGAGAAGUAACAGUCGUACAGCACUCCAAUUCUUUACUGAAUAAGUACACUGGUCUUGAGAAGGAUUGUUGUAUUGAUGGAAUGAAGAUCCUUCAGGGUUAUACCUGCUCGUAUCGGUCGUCAUUCAUUGUGGAUGGAGAAGAAUGCCGACGCGCCUUCUUGCACUGCUGCGAGGAGAUGACCCGUGUAAUGACGGAGUCUGAACAGAAUUCUAAAUUGACUCUAGCUCGCAGUGAAACAGAGAAUUUCAUGAACUCUGAUAGCAUCGUGACUCGAACCCUCUUCCCUGAAAGCUGGCUUUGGGAGGAAGUGACACUGCCUAACUGUCCAUCACUAAACCCUAACUGUCAAACAACAUCUGUUCCCAAAAAUGAUAUCCAAUUGAAAGACUCCAUCACCACGUGGGAAAUCACGGCCAUCAGCCUGUCCAAGACUCAAGGUAUUUGUGUGGCAGAUGUCCAUGAGAUGACAGUGAAAAAAGUAUUUUUCAUCGAUGUAAAGAUUCCUUACUCCGCUGUGCGCAAUGAGCAGAUUGAAAUCAAGGCUGUUAUUUACAACUUUUACAGUUCAUCAGUAAAGGUACGUGUGGAACUGAAGGAAACCAAGGAUGUCUGCAGCAUGGCCAGUAAUAAACGCAAGUACUACACUACAGUGACAGUGAACGCUAAAUCAUCUUAUUCGGUACCUUUUGUCAUUGUCCCGCUCGCUUUGGGACGUCACAGCAUUGAGGUGAAGGCCGCCGCGUCAGGGCGUGGGGGCGACGGCGUGAAAAAAGAUCUCCUGGUGGUGCCUGAAGGUGUUUCGACCAAACUUGGGGAAAAUCUACAAAUAAGCUCCAAGAGCGGUACCCCUCAUGUACAGGUGGUCAAGAGCCUUAUACUAAAGGACCAAGCGCCAAACACUCCUGCCAACACAUAUAUCACUGCCACAGGAGAGUCGAUCAGUAUCACCAUUGAGAAAGCCAUCAGUGGUCAAUCCAUGGGAUCUCUGAUUUACCAGCCUGGAGGUUGCGGAGAGCAGAACAUGAUGGGACUGACGAUGCCCGUCAUUGCCACACAUUACCUGGACCGAACCAGUCAAUGGCACACAGUGGGCAUUGGACUCAGACAAAAAGCUGUUACAUAUAUCGCCAGAGGUUACAAUCAACAGCUGGCGUACCGUAAAGGUGAUGGAUCGUAUGGAGCAUGGAUAAACCGUCCAAGCAGCACCUGGCUGACGGCAUAUGUCGCGAAAGUGUUUGCAAUGUCCAGUAACAUCGUGAACAUAGACCAAAAUGUCAUCUGCAGCGCCCUGAGGUGGCUGAUAUUGAACAGGCAACGGCCUGAUGGGUCUUACAGAGAAGACGCACCUGUAAUUCAUGGAGAAAUGACUGGGAAUGUCAGGGGACAAAACUCUCAAGCCUCCAUGACGGCAUUCGUGCUUAUUGCUCUUCAGGAGGGGCGGGGAAUCUGUGGCGGUAUUCCUAGUUUCCGCAACAGCAUUGCUAACGCCAUUGCCUACCUGAAAGCUCAAUUACAUGCUCUGGCAAAUCCGUACGCUGUUGCCAUGGUGUCCUACGCUCUGGCCAAUGAAAAUGCACUUGACAAACAAGUCCUGUUAAGCAAAGGCUCUGCAGACGGAAAUUAUUGGCCUGUGGCUGGGAGCAGUUACUUCGGCCUGGAGGCCUCUGCGUAUGCGCUCCUUGCAUUUGUUAAAGCCAAAGAUUUCCAGAGAGCGGCUCCAAUUGUCAAAUGGCUCAAUAACCAAGGGCGGUCCGGUGGCGGAUAUGGCACCACUCAGGCCACCAUCAUGGUAUUCCAGGCUGUGGCCGAGUACAGGAUCCAGGUAAAAGACGUCAAGUCAAUGGACAUGGAGCUGACCAUCCGGGCGGAAGGCAUGCGGCCUGUUGUGUGGACUUUCAACAAAAACAAUGCUCAUCUUACGAGGACAGAGAAGAUCCCAUCUAACAAAGAGAUCACCAUCACUUCCAAAGGUUCUGGAGAGGCCUCUGUUACCGUUAUGACUACGUACUAUGCCAAACCUAAAGAGAGAAGCACUGACUGCAAGAACUUUGAGCUCGAAUUGUUGUUUGAAAAGGAGGAUCGAGUCACUUAUCAUGGAGCGAGUGAAAGUUACAAACUCACCAUUAGCAGCAGAUAUCUGUCUACUGAUAGAGACGCCACCAUGUCUAUACUGGAUGUGUCCUUACUGACCGGCUUUGUUGUGGAUGAGGCCGAUCUAAAGGCGCUGUCGACAGGACACGGCAGACUGAUUCAAAAGUUUGAGAUGAAUAAGCAGCUGUCAGAACGAGGAUCUCUCAUCCUCUACCUGGACAAGAUUCCUCAUCAAUCGAAAAACAAAGUGACCUUCAGACUGCACAGGGUUAUGGAUGCAGGUUUUCUUCAGCCAGCUGCAGUCACUGUAUAUGAAUAUUACUCUAUAGAAAAUCGCUGUAUGAAAUUUUACCAUCCAACCAGAAAAGAAGGAGCUCUUAAAAAAAUCUGCCAUAAGGAAGUUUGUGAGUGUGCUGAAGAGAACUGCAGUCUUCAAAGAAAAGAAAAAAUCGAUGAGGCUCUGCGAAAUAAAAAAGCCUGUGAACCGACAAUAGAUUAUGUUUUUAAAGCUGUUCUUCUUAAUGAAGAUGAAGACCUCUCAUUAGUCUCUUACACCAUGCGGAUUGAGAUGUCCCUCAAGAAAGGGCCAGAGAAAGACGUUGUGGGGAGGAACCGUAUUUUUACUUCACAAAUCUCCUGCGAAAAAGCUCUGGGUCUAAAGAAGGGCACCAGCUAUCUGAUCAUGGGCCAGACUAAAGAUGUACAACUGGAUGGUCGAAAUGGUCAGUACGCUCUGGGUGAAAGGACAUGGGUGGAACAUUGGCCCACAAAGGCCGAAAGCGAGUCCAGCCCUCAACUCAAAGCCAAAUAUGAUGGCAUGUCGAGUCUCCAGCACGACCUCCUCUAUGGAUGUUAAUAUAAAGGCGUUCGCUGCUCUGUGCUUUAAAGCAUUGGCAUACAGGACAGAACUUGCAUGUUAAAUUUGAGCUAAAUAUAUACAGUUAAGUAGUGUUGCUUCAGCUAUAAAGUGGAGGAUUUGUGUAAGACAACUGUACGGCUGGUCAAUGCUUUCUGCUUAUCUCUUCUGUUGUAUUAUCAGCGCAAAUGUUAAACUCAAACCUUUAUCCACGUGUAAGCAAACUGAUGAAAUAAAAAUGGUCUAGCAUGAACAGAAAGAGUU